UCUGUUCUACAGACUCAGCUAAAAACGCCUCUGAGGGGAGAACCAGUACUAGACAAGUACAUAAACACUGUAACCCCUAGUUUGGUUAUUUGUUUACCUGCUAAUGGCAAAAUAGCUGAUUGGAAAUACGAAAUGUACGGUCGCCGCACUCGGUUAAAAAUUACAGUAGUUUAAUGUUGCCUUCCUCGCCUUGCUCCUGUGGUCCUGUGGAAGAAGAACGACGGUGUGACUACUGAACACGUUUGGAUAUUACCGGAAUAAGUGUUGUGUUGAGGGUUUUGUGUAUGCCGAUUUGACAACUGGACUCUACCGAUCCUCACACUCACUACCUCUUUCUGUGUCAAGUCACCUGAAGCAGAGUGGACAAAGUUUGUCUCUACUCAUCUGCUGAGAGAAAAACAUGCCGUCCAACAAGUCUGUGUCUGAUGCUCCCAUCACUCAGUUCAUCAACUGCAGAAUACUUAGAAACCACAAGCUGCAGAGAGAGGACCUUUGGGUGCGUGAGGGGAGGAUCUUAGAUCCAGAGAAGCUGUUCUUUGAUGAGCAGGGUUACGCCGACAAGCGUGUGGACUGUGAAGGCAGCAUAAUCGCCCCAGGCUUUAUAGACGUUCAGAUCAAUGGAGGAUAUGGCAUUGACUUCUCUCAGGCCUCCGAGGACGUCAGCAGUGGAGUUUCAUUUGUAGCCAAAAAGAUCCUGGAGCACGGUGUGACGUCCUUCUGUCCCACGCUGGUCACCUCUCCUCCUGAUGUCUACCACAAGGUUCUGCCUCAGGUCAAAGUUCACAAUGGAGGAAAGCAUGGAGCUGGAGUUCUUGGGUUUCACCUGGAGGGCCCGUUCAUCAGUUUGGAGAAGAAAGGAGCUCACCCGGAGCAGUUUCUGCGCACCUUUAAGUCCGGAGGGAUAGAGGACCUAAUAGAGGCCUACGGCAGCCUGGACAACGUUGCUAUGGUGACACUGGCUCCUGAGCUGGCCGGCAGCCUAUCAGUGGUGAGGGAGCUAUGCCAGAGGGGCAUAACUGUGUCAUUAGGUCACUCUGUGGCCAACCUGUCCCAGGCUGAGGAGGCUGUUCAGCACGGAGCUUCCUUCAUCACUCACCUCUUUAAUGCCAUGCUGCCUUUCCACCAUCGGGACCCUGGUAUUGUGGGUCUGCUGACCAGUGAUCAAGUUCCUGCAGGCAGGACAGUGUACUACGGCAUGAUAGCUGACGGGAUCCACACGAACCCUGCUGCCCUACGCAUCGCUCACAGAGCUCACCCUUCAGGUUUGGUGCUGGUGACAGAUGCAAUCACAGCAAUGGGUCUUCCUCCUGGUCGUCACACUCUGGGCCAGCAGGUCAUUGAGAUCCAGGGUCUCCAUGCAUAUGUGGCAGGCACUAAGACGCUCAGCGGCAGCAUAGCCACGAUGGACAUGUGUGUACGGCAUUUUAAACAUGCUUCAGGCUGCAGUGUAGAGGAAGCUCUGGAGGCUGCUUCUCUCCACCCUGCUCAACUUCUGGGUGUUUGCCACAAGAAGGGAAACCUGGACUAUGGAUCAGAUGCAGACCUUGUUCUGCUUGAUGAUGCCCUCAGUGUCAAAGCCACCUUUAUCUCUGGAGAGGAGGUUUGGAGGAAAGGACCAUAGAGAAAGAAAAAGACGAUGGAAACUGGCUCGACAGCUGGGACCUGCGGUGCCUUCAGGGGACACUGUGAAACAUACAACCUGUUGAAUGUUUUAGUUCAUCAGAAAACACAGUGAACUUUAUUCUCUCCAGUUAAUAAAUGUCAGUUAAGACCAGGUUUUGUCUUAACAGUCGGUCUGUCAGUCAGUCGGUUGGUGCAACAUUUUGGUCCAGGGUGAAAAUACUUAAAAAUUAUUGGAUGUGAUACUGGUGAAAGUACAGAAAUUCAUGGUUCCCAGAGGAUGUCUUAUGACUUUUCUUCUAGUGUCACCAAUGAGUCAGAACCUCCAUUUGUUAAACAACUAAGUCAUUUAUAUUUUCGAUAAAGUUCAGUUUCGGCUGAUAGUACAACUAAUGCUGAUGAAUUAAAGGUGCUACUAACUAGGUUGACUGAUGGGAAACGCAAAUGAACCCAUCUGCAGCCACUAUUAAGUUUGUCAGUUCUGAUGACUGUAGAAACAUGGCGAUCUCCGUAGACACUCCAGUGUAGAUAUAGAUGGCUCAUUCUGAGGUAACGAAAACACAAUUCUUAUUUUUCAGGUGAUAUACACUAAAGAUGACAUGCUUAUUAUAUUCCAUUUCUGCCAAAAUAUUUCCAUAAAUCCUACACACUGGACCUUUACAUAAUUCAGACAGGGUUAAUAUUACAUAAAGACACCAGCUGUACCAUUAAGUCUUUGAAUGAAUGUUGAUUAGGCUGCUUUUACAUUAGGAAAGCGACAGUUCACAUUUGAUGAGCUUCCACUGUCUUGGAAAAACUAAAGUUAAAAUUGACUGACUGUUGAUAACAAGUAACCUAUAAGGUUAACAGAAUCCUUUGGUACUUCAAACUCAGUAGCAGUAAACUGCUCUUUGUAUAAAACUGAGAUACACAUUUAAAAUGUAAAGUGUCUCUGUGGACUGGACUUAAAUUACAGGAGAGUCAGUUCACAGGAAAAGGUAGCCACCUGUAAUUACUGGGUAGGUUGAACAAUCACAGACAUACGAGCUCAGAGUGGAAUUAGCAUCACUGAUCAGUACAGAUGACAUAAAAAUCCUCCCUCCUCCCCUAGGGACAUAAAUCCCUCCCAUAUGGGCUUUAGAUGUACUAAAAAGGCCAUUGCAGAGGAUAAACCUUUCAGAUAUAGAAAAAGAACUGACCUUUCCUAAAGACCUUUAGAUCAAAGAAUAGCAAAGUUCUCUCUUCAUAUUUCAUCCAUCCAGAACUGUUGUUUUUCGGAGUGUAAUGAGCAUCACAGCCUCACAGGGUCUCUACAGAUUUGUUGGACUAACUUCACUGAUAGACAGUACUUUGAUUUUCUUUAAAAAAAAAAGUAUUUUUGUAUCUUUAGUCAAGUAUGAGCAAUCAAAUAGACUCAUAGGAAUGAAUGUUAGUAGAUUUGACGUGUAUUAUGGGAGUAAAUGUCUUUAAAUUGCAUAGGUGACAGGACAUAUAAAGGAUUUUAUGAAUGCUUAUACAUUUAUUGUAACAGGUUUUCAUUAUCCUGCAUCCAGAUGCUGUAACGGUUAUUUUAAUCACAUUACAUAGAUGUGAUUCAAAGAUAAACAUUUUGGUAUUAAACUACAUAAAUUAA
Molecule: messenger RNA, 3232 nt
Organism: Epinephelus fuscoguttatus (brown-marbled grouper)
Lineage: Eukaryota; Metazoa; Chordata; Actinopteri; Perciformes; Serranidae
Gene: amdhd2
Product: amidohydrolase domain containing 2
Exons: 12
Coding region: 401-1621 (406 amino acids)
Biological process (GO): N-acetylglucosamine catabolic process
Molecular function (GO): N-acetylglucosamine-6-phosphate deacetylase activity
Source: RefSeq, a predicted model, not a curated record